AUGGCAGAACCACCAGCCAAGCGCUUCAAGUACGCUUCGUACAAUGAAAAACUUCGAGACAUCUCCGUCACCAAAGGCAAAAGCAAGGCGGUCGAAUGGGCAGAUGCAGAAUUCAAAGAGGAGGAUGGGCACUCGACCCCCUUCACAUCUGAGCUCACCCGUCUUGGCCUGCAUGACCUCACUCUGCCCUAUCAACAGCUCUCCCGACAGCUCCAACCCCUCACCUCGACCCUGCCCAUCACCCUCCUCAACCUCCAGCCCAUCUGCGACAUCUUCCAUGCCUUCUUCACCAAUCUCAAAGACGGCCAGGACCACGUCAACUCUGGUCUCGAAUCGGCCCUAUCCCUCGUCCAAGCCCUCUACGCGACUUGCCUAGGCGAGGCCACCCCGUACCUCCCCGCCAUCGCCAAGCUCCUCCUCCGGACCGGCAAACUCAGAGCGUUGGAACCUCGGCUCAUCGAAAAGAGCUUCUUGACACUCUCGGAAGCUCUCCGCCACGUCGCCGCUACGCUGCUCAAGCCAGAGUCCGACGCUAUCCUCAGGCAGACCUGGUCAGAACUCACUCCGUACCUUCGGCCGCGGGAAAACAAGCGAUAUGUCCGGCGUUGUGUGGCGGACGCAUGGGUCGCCAUCAUCCGCAAGGCCAGAGGAGACGGCCUCAAGCGGUUGACGGGAAUCAUGCUCGAGGAGGAGCAUCAGGGGAUGGAGGCGGUAUGGGCGCAUAGUGUCAAGGGGGCACCCAAGCAACUGCAUUCCAGGGCGAUGCCCAUCCUGGACGCUCUGCUGGACGAUGCUCGGCAGGAGGACACGAUGGCUCUGGUCAUGACGUCGGUCUGCCACCACUGUGCCUCAGUCAACCUCCUCCCGGUCGUCCAAAACCUGCUCGACCGUCUCGACAAACAAUCAUCUCAGAUCUUGCCCCUCCUCUCGACACUGCUAUUCAUCCGAAAAGGAAAGCGGUACCCCGAAUCGCUUCUCAAACCAACCAUGCUCAAACUGCUCGAAUUACCUAUUCAUGGGGCUUACCUCCGCACCGUCGUCGCGGUCCUCAUGGCGAGUAAGCUCGAGCAGUGGCUGAGUCCGGGCGUCGUGCUGAUUGAAAAAAUAUGGAAACGUCUAUCCCAUCGCGAGGCUUUCGAGUUUGCCGACGCACUCGUUCUGCUCAAAUGGCCUGGUGUGGAGCAAUUCCUUCUUCCGCAUAUCGCAAGAUCCACCACCGAGGCUAUCAACAAAGACCCCCUCUCCACCGUCAUCCUCCUCAAUACCCUUCGCACCACCGGCUACCUGAGCACCGGGCUCUCGAACGUACAAGGCGGACGUUGGCGCUCGACCAUGACCAGCAACAUUGCUGCUGUGCUCGAGAGGGUCACUCUCACGACGGUCGAAGACAAGCGCCUGCUCGGUCAAGUGCUGCAACUCGUGCACGCACUGGGCGACUUGGCCGUAUUCGAGACACACCUCGAGCGCAUCAUUCGACUGGCCCUUCGGCUGACCCCGGCGGAUUGGCAGGAUGGAGUGUGGAAUGACGGGCAUAUCUUGGCGGCGGUGCUCGGAUGUGUCAAUGCCAUAUCGCACACGCCUAUCGGCGAGCGAUUACGAGUAGUUGUGUGGAAUGUCACCUCACUGGAGGAGCUGGUUGAUGGAUGGUCGUGGAACAGAGAGGUUAUGCAGCAGGUGGCAGCGAUGGAGGGCAAGCACACCCUGAACGCGGCCAAGCUCGAAGCCAAUCUGCUCUCGGCCGACUCAUCCCUUCGAAGAUCUUCGCUGGAGAUCUUGUCUGCUACCUCGGCCGACAAGGAGGUCUGGGACACCUGCCUCCAGGUUGAGAAUGCGGAAAUGACACUACGCAAUUCGCGCGAAAAGCCAACGCAGAUUGCCCGACUCGGCCGGCUCUUGCUCGCUCUUCCGCUCGAGCUCGAGCAGGUGACGUUCAGACUCGCUUUACGAUACCUCCUCGUCCAGCUCAAGGUCAAUUACCGACCUAGUUACCCCGAGACCAUCAAAUGGUUUGGCCAACUCGCGUCAAAUCGGGACGAAGCCAUCUGGGAGCUGGUCUGGGCAGAGCUGCAGCAAACCCACGCUGCUCCCGUCAUGUCCAUCCCAGACUUUGCCGCGGUCACUCCCGCGUGGGCCCAGUCCAAACCCUCGCGCGAGCGUGAAGUGGAGGAUGAAGAGGACGAGGCCGAGUUUCGCUGUCCGAAUCUGGAACGUCAAAACAAGGUGGUCACCAAGGCGCUGGCGGGUGGGAUGGAUGCCGAAACAUUGGACGAGGGGGAGAUCUCGUCGCAAAUCAGCCAAGAUCGGCUCGACGUCCUCAACUAUGAAGCCCAACUCUUACUGGUCCUCGGCGACGUGGUCUCUCUCGCUGAAAAGCAUACUCGGGUCCUCAUCCCCAUGUUCUUUGAAGUGGCGGGCCAUGAAUCCGAAGAGGACGGUGCGACUUUAUCCACUCGGGCCCGACAACAGCGCACGGCCAACUUUCUCGGGCUCCUCGCCAAGUUUGUCAACCCCAAAGCUGCGUUCCGGUCGGACGAGCUGCGCCAAAUCUACCUGGACAUUCUCGCCAAGGGGGACAACCACCUCCAAAAGCUCUCGCUGGAUUGCUUGUUGACCUACAAGUCGCCGGCACUAGUGUCCUACCAGGCAAACUUCAAAGCCCUGCUGGAAGAGACCAAAUUCCGGGACGAGCUCGUCCACUUUCAGCUCGGCCAGGACGCAGGAAUCAUUGACCCUCAGCACCGCUCCGAGGCCAUUCCCGUCGUCAUCCGCCUCAUGUAUGGCAUCAUCACCGCUCGGCGGGGCCGAACGAGCGCUCACGGACUGGCGGGUCGGAAACAAGCGGUCCUUACGUCCAUGUCGGGCUGCUCGUCGGACGAGCUCGCCACUCUGGUCGAUCUCAUGCUCGAGCCCUUCAGCUCGGAGCAUGCCGCCGGUCGACAGCAGUUGGGUUUCCUCAGCUUGCUGCACGACGUCCUGCGGUACCUCGGACCACAGACCGAGGAGCACUGGCCGAGGAUGCUCAAAACGACCAUUGCGCUGGUUGGGCAUGCUCAGGCGAUCGUCGGCAAGGAGGUGGACGAGGUCGAAGACGAGCCCGAGGAGGAUGCCACUGGCACGGCGCCUCUUCGGCACAUUCGGUCGACCGGUAUCAAGCGGAUCGUCCAGUUCCUCCGCUCCCGGGUCGACUUUGACUUUGGCGAAUACCUACCCUCCAUCUUUGCCGCGGCCAUCUCUCCACGGCUGGACAAGCUGGAGAUUGAGAAUACGCAAGCUCCAUCCGGUACGCUGGAGCUCAUCGCAGCCAUCGCAGCGUCCUCACACACUGCGCCCAGCUUGAAUGCUCUGGACGAGCGCACCCUCCCAAAAACCUUUGCCUGCCUUGUCGCGGUCAAGGUCAAACCCGCCGUCAUUGCUCGGGUCUUUGACAUUAUCGAAUCCCUUCCGGUGGAGGGCACAGCCAUUGCGCCCAACAUGCGGCCUCUCCUGGAGAGCAUCAUCCAGCUCGUGCCAAAUCUCAAAUCGGGCAAUGACGACCUCAUGCGGCGCCUGCUGGGGAUACUCUCUAGCCUCUCCACCAUCGUCGCUGACGGGCAACAAGCGCAGCAACUCGCUACCCUUCUCAGCCCGAUGCUUCGCCUCCCCUCCAAGCAGCUUUCCGAAAAGGCCAAGCUCAACAUCCUCCGCACCCUUCAACGGCUCUUUGCCAUCUCGCCGGAAUUUGCGGAUCCCCAAUCCACCUUUUUCAGCCAAAAUUAUGAGCAAAUCUGCAACUUGUUGCAAAUCCUAUUCUUCCCCUCCUCCCGACGCGCCCUCAUCACCCUGCUCGACGUUUUUGCCGAGGUGGACGGCUCGGUCAAGGAGGUCAUCCGUGUCACUGGCGAAAUCAAUGCCUACUCGUCGCGGAGGCUGGAGGAGCCCGACUUUGACCGGCGUCUUACGGCCUUUGGGGAGAUCCUCCAGGUCGACCCUCCCUCGACACGGCGUCAAUGGAUUCCUCUCCUGCGGAGCUGCCUCUUCUUCAUCCGCGACCCGGACGAGCUGUCCAUCCGGACCAGCGCGUCCAGCGUCAUCCAGCGGUUCCUCACGGUCGUCGGCGACUCGACCGAGGGCGAGCUCGUGGAGACAUUCCUCUACGUCGUCCUACCCAGUCUCAAGCAGGCCUUGCGGUCAAAGCUGGAGCUGGUCCGGAACGAAACACUGUCGGUGCUCUCGCACGCGGUCAAAACAUGCACGGGGAUCCCAGUUCUGGUAGAUCUCCAACCGCUACUCGGCGGCGGGGACGAGGAGGUCAACUUUUUCACCAACAUGACCCAUAUCCAGGUGCAUCGGCGCACUCGGGCAAUCCACCGGCUUCGGGAUCUCUGCGCGGAAGGCCAAAUCAGCGAAUCCGCCGUAUCGACCAUCUUUAUUCCCCUCCUGGAGCACAAUAUCACCGGAGCUACCGAGGUGACGGACCAUCAUCUCACCAAUGAGGCUAUCCUCGCCAUCGGAACACUGUCGGGUGUUCUAAAGUGGUCCCGCUACAAUGCCACCAUCAUGCGGUACCUUCGGCUCGGAUCGGGAAGAUCGGCCCAGCAGAAAUUCUACAUUCGUACGGUGUCGUCCAUCAUCGACAACUUUAGAUUUGACCUCAAGUCGCAAGCGGUGGUGGAGGUGGGGCCGGACGACGAGGGAGAGGAAGACGCCGUGGCCCUGCCUGAACGGGCGGUGAUCACGCAGGUCGUCCUGACGCGCUUGCUCCCGGCGCUGAGCAAGUUUGUCGAUCACAAGGACGACACCGAUGAUAAUAUCCGCAUCCCGGUCGCACUUGGCAUCGUCAAAAUCGCUAGCGCCCUUCCCAGCGAGUUAUCUGGUAAUGAGGUUUUACGCAUCAUCACCACGGCCAGCCAGAUCCUGCGGAGUAAGGAUCAAGACACGCGAGACCUCGCCCGGGACACGAUCUGCAAAAUCGCAAUCUACCUUGGGCCAGAUUGGCUCGUUCGCGUGCUCAAGGAGCUGCGGGAUGCGCUCCAGCGGGGGCCGCAGAAGCACGUCCUGGCGGUGACUACCCAUGCCAUCCUGGUACAGGCGUCCGAAGCAGAGUUUAGCAAUAUGGAUACUGCGGUGCAAGAUGCAGUCGAGGUCUCAGCCGAGGUGGUCUGGGGGGAGUCUGGGCGGGACGUCGAGGCGGAUGGGUUCAAGACCAAGAUGAGGGAGGUCAAGGGAGCCAUGACGAGGGGGUACGACACCUUCCAGCUGGUGUCACGGCUGGCCUCGCCUAGCAAAGUGUCGACUAUCCUGGCGCCGCUGCGGGAUGUCAUGCACGCGUCGCAGUCGGUCAAGACAAUGCUGCAAGUCGACGAGGCGCUGCGUCGGAUCGCCCUCGGUCUCAACGCCAACACCCAACUCGACGCCAAGGACCUGCUCAACCUGUGCUUUUCCCUGGUCAGCGGCAACUCGGCGUAUCACAAAUCCAAGCCAAAGACCAAGGCGGCGCGGGGCGACCGCUUCUCGGUGCAAAUGAAGCGGAACGACAACAAGGUGGAGGAUUAUUACCCUCUCAAUGCGCCCAAAUUCGUCGCGUUCGGUCUCGACCUCUUUGUCACCGCAUUCCGGCGGGGCAAAUUUGACUUUGAGGAUGUCGAUAUCCUUGGUCGGCUGGGCCCAUUGGUCAACGCCAUCGGCAAUACCCUCUACUCUACCCACAGCAACGUCCCUCUUCUUGGCCUCAAAGCCACAGCGGCCAUCGCUCGCUGCCCCCUCCCUCAAUUGGACGAAGCCCUCCCCGUCUACAUUACCAACAUCUUUCGCAUCCUCAAAUUGAGCGGUUCGGCCGAGUCGGACCUCGCACAGACGGCGCUAAAGACAUUGGCGGUGAUUUUGCGGGACUGCAAAACGGCGUCAGUCUCGGAGCAUCAGCUCAAAUAUGUUCUCGAGAUCAUCACUCCGGAUCUCGAGGAUGCGGAUCGACAAGGGGCCAUCUUUGCUGUCCUUCGCGCCAUCGUUGGGCGCAACUUUGUUGUCCCUGAAGUCUACGACAUGAUGGACCGCAUCUCCUCGAUCAUGGUCACCAGUCAGUCCACCAACGUCCAGGAGCAGUGCCGGUCGGUCCUCAUCCAAUUCCUCCUCGACUAUCCCCAAGGCGCUGGUCGGCUCAAGAGCCAGAUGACGUUCCUCGCGCAGAACCUCGACUACAUCUACCAGUCGGGACGGAUCUCGGUCAUGGAGCUGCUUUCCGCGGUAUUCAGCAAGUUCUCGGAUGACAUUGUUACCGAGUACGCGGAUCUCUUCUUUGUUGCACUGGUCAUGGUGCUGGCGAAUGAUGAUUCGGAAAAGUGCCGGACUAUGGCGGGAGCGCUGGUCAAGCAGCUGGUCGAGCGGGUGGACGAUCGCCACCGCGAGCGGAUUGUGGGGAUAUUGAAGAGCUGGGUGGAACGGCGAGCAGAGCACGUUUCGUUGGGCGGCGCGGCGUUGAGCGUAUUCGGGCUGCUCGCAGGUGGGGGUGAGGCAGGGGUGGUCGAUGCGGCGUUGGAGAUUGUUGCGCCGAUCGUGGAAGAGUGCGCUUCGGUCUUGGCUUCGGCCGAGGACGCUACCGCGGAUAACAAGCUCGACCACCAGCUCCCUCACCAAGCCCUCGUCACACUCGCUAAAAUCAUCCGGGUCCGCGACGAUGUCACCGCCGACCUGCCCUGGUCGGGCAUCAUCGAUAUGCUCCUGUUCCCUCACGACUGGGUCCGCUUCGAUACGGCCCGUGUCAUCACCACGGUCCUCACCAAGCCGGAUGGUCUCGAGCUGUUCAGCGACGACCAAUUGCUGGAUAUCGCUAGGAAGAGCUGCUUGCUGCUGAAGGGCGGAAAGGAUGCGGAUGGAGAGGAAAUGGUGGUGGAUGCGAAGCUGGCGGAUGAGGUUGUCAAGCUCUUGUGGAACGUUGCCAAGCACUGGGCGACACAAGAGAAUAUCGAGGAAGACAGCAAGCAACCGCUGCCGUGGCUCAUGUCGCGUACAUCUUUCCUGGCUCGUCGACUCAUCAUUGAUCGGCCAUCCUCGCACAUUGCCUACCUCCAGACCGAGUGGACCCGCCCGGUGACGUCGAUCUUCCGGUUUUUUGCGGGGGUGUAUGAGAUCCUCAGCGAACAGCAGGCCAAGCAGUUCUCCAGGCAUGUACUGGCUCCAGUCUACCGGGUACUUGACGAUGGUGGGGAUCUAGCCAACAUGGAGGAUGAUCAAGCUAUAGACGAUCUUCGCCUCCUCGCUACAGAAGUACGAGACUUUGUGCAAACCAAGAUCGGCCCUAGUGACUUUUCGCAAGUCUGGGAGAGUCUGCGCAAGAAGGUUAGGGAGACCAGGGAGGGUCGGCGAGAGGAGAAGAAUAGAAUGGCUGUUGCAAACCCGCAAGCUUGGGCGGAUCGCAAGGGAAAGAGGGGGGAGAUGAAGAAGGAGUCCAAAAAGCGGAAGGUUAGGGCGUUUGCGGAUGCAAAGCAGCGAGAGCGGCCCGUCAAACGGCGAGUAUGA
Dioszegia hungarica is the source of this 7491-nucleotide messenger RNA. Its product is annotated as armadillo-type protein. Bases 1 to 7491 code for a protein of 2496 amino acids. The transcript is spliced from 11 exons. Lineage: Eukaryota; Fungi; Basidiomycota; Tremellomycetes; Tremellales; Bulleribasidiaceae. Gene Ontology annotation, cellular component: small-subunit processome; 90S preribosome; nucleolus. The record is from RefSeq and is a predicted model, not a curated record.